This is a messenger RNA of Rhinopithecus roxellana (golden snub-nosed monkey), 1381 nucleotides long. RefSeq names its product C1D nuclear receptor corepressor (gene C1D). Gene Ontology annotation, molecular function: RNA binding; DNA binding. NCBI's taxonomy places the organism in Eukaryota, Metazoa, Chordata, Mammalia, Primates, Cercopithecidae. Gene Ontology annotation, biological process: maturation of 5.8S rRNA; regulation of gene expression. Gene Ontology annotation, cellular component: exosome (RNase complex); nucleolus. The coding region runs from base 267 to 692 and encodes 141 amino acids. The transcript is spliced from 5 exons. The record is from RefSeq and is a predicted model, not a curated record.
GCCUCAGGUAUUCCUGCAUAGCAAUGCAAAACGGAGGAACACGGGUAUUCCAAGUAGAGGGAAAGGGCUAUGACAGCACCUCAGUUCCCUUCCUUCAUGGUCACAUCUCCUAGUUAGCUGUUUUAAAGAUGUUUUUGCCAGUCCUCUUUCCUCUGUGGCCACUUGCUAAUGCCCCAUGUUCAGUAGCUCCAGGCCUACUGAACAUUGCUAAGGAAGUUGGAGAUUCUGGUCACAUGGAGUAGUGACAGGAACAGAAGUCAGCCAUAAUGGCAGGUGAAGAAAUUAAUGAAGACUAUCCAGUAGAAAUUCACGAGUAUUUGUCAGCGUUUGAGAAUUCCAUUGGUGCUGUGGAUGAGAUGCUGAAGACCAUGAUGUCUGUUUCUAGAAAUGAGUUGUUGCAGAAGUUGGACCCACUUGAACAAGCGAAAGUGGAUUUGGUUUCUGCAUACACAUUAAAUUCAAUGUUUUGGGUUUAUUUGGCAACUCAAGGAGUUAAUCCUAAGGAACAUCCAGUAAAACAGGAAUUGGAAAGAAUCAGAGUAUAUAUGAACAGAGUCAAGGAAAUAACAGACAAGAAAAAGGCUGGCAAGCUGGACAGAGGUGCAGCUUCAAGAUUUGUAAAAAAUGCCCUCUGGGAACCAAAACCAAGAAAUGCAUCAAAAGUUGCCAAUAAAGGAAAAAGUAAAAGUUAACUUUUUGGUUUCGAUGUACACAUAUUCAAAAAGUACAUCUUUUUUUCCCCCCCACAAAAUAAUUCUGUGGCAGGACAAGGUUUAAAUGUAUUUCUUAUUGAAUUAAUGUGUAAAUUUACAGUAAAUAUGUAAAACUAAAUACUUUCCUUUCCAAAGAUUGUUAUCUUUAUUGAUUUGCACUGAGGAUUUUAACAUUGUGAUAUAUUAUAUAUUUAUAAUUUAUCAUCUCUUUUGAUGAGACUCUUAUUUCUUUAUAUAGGUCAAUCUUGCAAAUACCAUUUUAUAAGCAGCUGUGAAAUUUAAGUGAAAUGUUCUUUGUAAACAUUUGUACUAUUUUAAAUGAAUAAUGACCUUAUGAUGUAUGCUAUCUGUAGGCCGAAAUUAUAGGUACAUCUGUUUUCACUAUAUGACAUUAAGAAAGCAUGAAAUGACUUAAGUGUUCAUUUUUUUCUGUAGUUAUUUUAUCAUGUUUUCAUGAUUUUAGGAAUUACUGCUUUGUUGAUACUCAAAGUGUGAAACUAAAACUUUAUGGUUGUACUUUAAUUCUUGGCAUGUUGCCUCUAUGUCCCAUUUAAAAUAAAAUACAUUCUCAUUAACUUUAGAUGGGAAAUAAGGUUGUGUGUUGAUGGAUGAAUUUUGGCAUGAUGACCAUACUCUCUCAAUAAAGGCUGAAAAUGUUGUAUAACUGA